Zerene cesonia (dogface butterfly) is the source of this 3248-nucleotide messenger RNA. RefSeq names its product protein lin-54 homolog. Gene Ontology annotation, cellular component: nucleus. The record is from RefSeq and is a predicted model, not a curated record. NCBI's taxonomy places the organism in Eukaryota, Metazoa, Arthropoda, Insecta, Lepidoptera, Pieridae. The transcript is spliced from 21 exons. Bases 359 to 2851 code for a protein of 830 amino acids. Gene Ontology annotation, biological process: regulation of DNA-templated transcription.
ACAAAAAUUGAAAGAAGCGCCAUUGGAUUAUUUGUGCAUUUUUCAAGUGAUUUUAAUAUUUAUGGACUGUUUAUUGUGACCAAAUAGUUUCUAAAUUGUAGUUUGAAAUUUAAACUUUCAUUACACUUUUAGUAACGUGCUAAUUAGUCACCGUCUUGCUAUAUAAUCUUCAUUAAAAGAUUUCCCAGUUUGUUUUUAACCGUGGAUAUUUGUGGAAGAAAUUGAAAGGAUUUGACAAUGUAAAAUGGCGGCGUCUUUUGAACUCGUAAAUGUUUUGGUUUUAUUCACUAUUUUUCAUGUAUAGAAAAUGGUUUUGAAUGUUUUUGUGAUCUGAAAAAGCCAGUAUAUACGUACAACAAUGGAACACCAUUUGGAAGAAUCUCUCAACUUGGAGAGCACCAUGAGAGUAGACUUUGAUCAACCAGAAGAAACAGUGUGCCACCAAAGUGAUAUUAUUCUUGACAAUGCAGUUCAAGAGGAUAUUCAAAUGGAAUUUGAGCAUACAGAAGAGCAACCAAUACUCAUGGAUACAGGAAGUGAAGAAAUAAUAAUUUCUGAUUUAAUUGGAGGUCAGUUCAAUUUGCAAGAUUUGCAAAAUGAUCAAAGUGAUCUACCUGUACUGAGUCAGCCGGAGCAAACCUACAAUGUAGUAACCCAAUCUGACACAAUGCUGGACCUUCAGUUAAAUCCACAAAUUGUCACAACGGCAACUGAUCAACCACAGAAGAGGGUUAUAAGAGUGCAGACAUCUCCAAAGAAGACUGUCACUUCUAUUCCACGGCAAGUGGCUAUAGCACCUAAACCUCCAAACUUUAUCAAGACUGCUCAAGGGAAGCAGUUUGCUAUAGCUCCAAAACCAGUCUCUUUGAUAGCGAAUAAAAAUAUGAUAAAAAAGAUGUCUAUAGCAAACACUGUGCAUGGAAGUAAUGCUGGAAAAGCUGUUCUAGCACAUAUUGGCAAGCAAAUUGUUAUGGUGCCUACAAAUGCUCAAAAAAUAAAAUUAGUGUCUGCAUCUCAAAGCAAUGUGACUUCGCUCCAACAGUUAGUGAGAUCUGAUGGCAGCCAGGCUCAAAUUUUACCUUCAAAACUUGCAAAUGUGACACAAGGAAAACCAAUGAAGCUUAUAGCGCUGCAGGGACAACCUAAUGUGGAUCUAAAUAGUCCAGCCAUGAUAACGAAGUUAGUACCGGCCGGUGGUAAAAUGCAACAGGCGCGGUAUGUCACCGUGCAGACACACAAAUCCAUGCCUUUGGCUGUUGGGAAUAAGGUAAUAAUGGCGUCACCAACAAAGCAGGGAGUGAAAUAUGCGAAAAAGCAAGAAAUGAUAGCUAUCAAGCCUAUGCCAAUGUUGCUACCUAAAGGAGCAACUCCGGUGUCAACUGCCAAUAAAGUUGUAGUCAAUGCAAAUCCCUCACAGAAUGUCAUCUUGAAAACUACAGCACCCACUACUCAGGCAGUAAAAGACAAUCCAGCAGAGCCAUCACGCACACAAAUACAUCAAAUAAACGUACCUGGCAAGGGUAUUCAAUACAUUCGCCUUGUAACGAACUCGUCCUCGGCGCCGGCUAAAGCGGUGCUGAAACAGCCGCAGAAACUCAUCACUGUACCGUCGAAAGGAAAUCUGAUGAUGUUGGCCGAUAAUAAAGGUGUUGUGAUAAAAUCUCAACCAAAGUUGGUGAGAAUAGCGCCCGUGGGAAAAAUUCCAAUACCGGUGACCCAACCAUCGCGUUCAUCGCAGAGCCUCCUAGCGCCGAUAUCUCCAAACAAAACGUUGAUAGAGAUGAGCGAGGACAACCAGCCGCACAUAUACAGCGACGCGCAGGAAGCCGAGAUCGACUCGAAGGAGGCGCUGAGGGCGUUGAUCGAAAACAGUAUGGGAGACGACGCUGGCGUCAACCAUGAGGUCACUAUGGAGUUUAAAAAACGAGUGAGUUCGGAAGAAGAGAACACAGCAGAUAGUAUGGAUCAAAUGGAUUCCAGCGUCCGAUCGGAAGAACACCCGCUCAUUGUGAUACCGUCCAACUUUGAGCACAUAGUUGAGGUGCAGAGCGACUAUAAUAAAUCUACCGAGUCUGAAAAUAGCAUAUCAAUGAUAAAACGUGAACAAGACUCCAUGAAUACAUUUGAAUCAAUGAACAAUGAACAAUCGUAUUCUGAGCAUGAAUUAGAGGCUACGGACCUAGGGCUGCGGCCGCGCAAAGCGUGCAACUGCACCAAGUCGCAGUGCCUCAAGUUAUAUUGCGACUGUUUCGCGAACGGAGAGUUCUGCAACCAGUGCAAUUGUAAUAAUUGUCAUAAUAACUUGGAGAAUGAGGAACUGAGGCAGAAGGCGAUACGGGGAUGUCUAGAUAGAAAUCCACACGCAUUCAAGCCAAAGAUUGGUAAAACAAAAGCAGGCGGGCCUGACAUCGUCAGGCGGCACAAUAAAGGUUGUAACUGCAAGAGGAGUGGCUGUUUAAAGAAUUACUGUGAAUGCUACGAGGCCCGCAUAGCGUGCACGGCGAUGUGCAAGUGCGUGGGGUGCCGCAACGUGACGGACUGCCUGGAGCACGGCCGCCUGGAGCGCCAGCGCGCGCCGCCGCCCGCCGCGCGCGCCCUCGCCGCCGACAAGCAACCAUGCAGCUUCAUGACGAGUGAAGUGAUAGAAGCGGUGUGCCAGUGCCUCGUGGCCGCUGCGGCGGAAGGCGAGGGGGUGCCGGGGGGCCGCGGGGGUGACGGGGUUGCGGGGGGUCGGGGGGAGGACGCGGACGAGCCGGACCCCGUGCGUGACGUCAUCGAGGAGUUCGCUAGGUGCCUGCAGGAUAUAAUUAGCGCGUCACAAUACACACAACAGGAGGAGGGUUUGGCGUGACAUUAGCAUUAAUUAUAUCGUCGGGCCGGUGCGGUGAUUGUAAUUUAAUAGGCAGUGAUAAUAUAUUAGCUAAAUGAAUAUAAUUGAACGGUUGUUGUUCGAAUCGUUUAGACGAAGGCUAAACGCAGUUGUUGAUUUUCACUCUCGUUGUGAUAUUUUAUAUUGUUGAUGUAUAACUCUUGUAAAGACAAUAUUAUUUUAUAAAGACUGUUGACAUUAAUCCAGAAUUUUAGAUGGAAUUCUUUGCAAAUGGAAUUUAUCAUGAAUUAUUCGUAAGGGCUAAUUAGGAAUUGUAUAGUUACAUAUUAAAUUGUAUAUAUUAGAGUUUAUUUUACUAGUCAUAAGCUUAACGAAAGGCAAUGUGUAUAUAGUAAUAUAAUAAAAUGCAAUAUAAUUU